Punica granatum (pomegranate) is the source of this 1967-nucleotide messenger RNA. The record is from RefSeq and is a predicted model, not a curated record. NCBI's taxonomy places the organism in Eukaryota, Viridiplantae, Streptophyta, Magnoliopsida, Myrtales, Lythraceae.
UUAAAAUAGAAUCCGUUGGAUUUGAUAUCUCUUGUUCGGGGCCGGUUGGGCUCUCAAAUGCGUCUGCCACCCGAAACUUGGUGACGGCGGUGGAUGGUUGGUUUCCUAUCAUUUGCCGGUAACCUUUGUCGAGCAAAUGGAUCCCACCGUCGCUGCCCAGCAGGAUCCAGCAGCCGCCGAGGACUACUCCGCCGCCGCCACCGUGAUCCCCUUUGAAAGCCCCCUACCGCUACUUCGCGGCCCCAUCCCCGCCGGCCCCCGCGACUACCCCGCAGCCGGUCGGUACGUCCUCGCCUUCAAGGAUCCCGCUUCGUGGGCCGCCGCCCUCCGCUCAUGCCGGUCCAAGAUAGCCGAGCAGUGCGAGGAGGGGGCCCGGAUCGGUUGUGCGGUGGCAGCCUCGAGGGCCUGCGCGCCGCCCUGGUGGGCGCCGCUGAUUGGCCAGAAAGUGAAUAUGAAGGAGAGGGAGGCGUGCGAGGUGAGGGAGAUGGAGAGCUGCCUGGCCGAUAAGAAGGAGAAGUGCGCCGAGUUCGCCAAGGAGAAGACCCUGCGGCCGUUCAUGGCCGCGAGGGUUGGGGUUAGAGAGCGUGGCAGGUCAGUGAUAUCUGAAAGGCUGGGGAAGAAGCUGAUUUGUUGUGUUUCUGUGCCAAGCCAAAGAGCGGAUUUUGGGCUUCUGGGUCUGCAAGAUUUGGUCAAUUCUGAAUCUUCUGUGACAAAUUAUUGGGCAAGUGAGAUAUUCCUUGCUGAUGAGUACCUUUGAUGCUAUUCUCUGUGAAAUACCGAAUUUUGUCGUGGUUGUUUUAUGGCAGUUUAGAGUCGAGAUGCUGAUGGUGUGGUGAAUUACUUGUAUGGGAGGAAAUGAGAAGCCAGUUCGGGAAAUUUGGCAGGCGCCUGUGAGAAAGUUCAUUGAGUCGAUUGAUGGGAGAGGAUAUUGUAGGAAUUUGGGAACUAAUCCUGAUCAUUCUCUGUCGCCAGCUUGUGACAAUACGGUGUUGUGAUCCGGAAAUGAAUAGAGAUAUUCAACAUUGGCGCAAAACGUGAUGGAUCGAAUUGAGAGGAAGCUGGUGAAUCUGGGUAAUUAAAUCGGUUCAAGUCUAGAUCGAGAGGGAAGAGGUAAAAGGUUUAUGGAGGACUUCUUGUGGAAUUGGGGGAGACAGAGCCACAUUCUUUAUCAAGAUGUUUAUUUGUAGAGGAAAAUGGCAGUGCGGUAGGGAGAAAUUCAAGUUGGUUUACAAUCAAAGUUGGAGAGGAUCAUACUCACAGUGGGAAGAUCCUGUGCAUAAAUCAAAAGAGAUGGAAGAUGAGGAUAUCCCUUUAUUGCCUGGCAACCUUAGUAAGGGUCCUACCGCCUUCCACAAGCGAUCAAUGGCCAGUGGAUGUAGGUUGGGAUCAAUCCCUGCUAUUUUAUCUCAACCAACCAUCUUACUAGACUAGAGUUGCCCGGCAAUAAGGAUCUGGAUCCAUUUGUUAGAAACAUGAAACAAUCACUACAAAUUACCGAUGCCUCCGAAGUAUGUUUAAUGGGUUCGAAGAAGUUCCUUCAAAAAACAUUCUACAGAGAUGGCAGGAGUAUUACAUGUGUGUUUCAGUUUAUAUUCUCGAUCCAGGCUAGGGAGAUGUGAAGAUCGGUGAUUGAGUGCGGCAGUCUAAUCAGUUGUCCCAGAGCGCCCUGCAGAUCAUUGAGGAGGGGGUGAUUUCUCUUGAGCAUUAAUGAUGCUGCUUGGCAAACCUUUGAGGAAUCACUCAAUAGGGUUCAUCUUGUUGCGGACAAGUAUGACCAGAAGGACUAUGCCUUGGUGCAUUAUUUCAGAUGGAGGGAAUGCUUCGGUCAUUUUCUCAGAGAUUAUGGGUUCUCUAAGUUAUACCAAUAAGGUUGUCUUUCUUCUUUUUGGGAUUUCCGUUGUUUUCAUUUGGAUUGAUAACUUUAUAGAUUGGAAUGAAUCAGAUCUUUUUUUUCUUUUUGGGAUAAA